GGAUGAGUUCUUCAAAGUACCUGCUCCAAAAUAUGAUCCAACUAAAUCACAACCCAUUGAACCGAUUCUAGGAAAACGAAAAACAAGUUCAUCACAACAUACCAGCACAGAUCGAAGUAAACAAAUCAAAAACGGACACCCAGGCGCAACUUUCAAAGGAAAAGAAAGAGCCAUAGACCCCGAACCCGAAGAAACCGAACCCGAAGAGUUUCUAGAAGACCAAGAUCAAGAUGAAGAUGGAAGGUUUUUUGGUGGAGGUUUGACAGGAGAACAAAGAGAGAUCAUGAAGAUCUUAGACCAAGAUUCGACAAAAGCAUCUGAAACGAAUUUACUUGAUCUUAGUUCGGUACGGAAGAUCUGUUUGAUGUUUGAGAGAUCUAUUAAUAGGAAUAGAGAGAUGAGAACUAAGUUUGGAGACCAACCUGAGAAAUUUGUGGAUUCUGAAUUCGAGUUGACUGAAGCUAUUCAAAGUUUAACAUUAUUGACUCAAGACCCUGGAAAGUUUUAUCCCGAAGUAGUUCGUUUAGGAGUCGUCGUCAGUUUAUUAGGUUUACUAGCGCACGAAAACGUUGAUAUUGCGAUUUCAGUAAUCGAGAUUCUAGAAGAACUAACCGAUGAAGAUAUCUUAGAUGCUCAUCAAGAAGACGAAGAAGCUGAAGAAGAAGAGAAUGAAGGAAAAUCAAAAGCACCAGAGGCUGUGAUGGAACUAGUGAACCGAUUGAUCGAACAUCAGUUAUUGGAAUUAUUAGUCUCGACGAUGGUUUCUAGAUUAAAUGAAAAAGAAGAAGCAGAAAGGAAUGGUGUCUUUCAUAGUCUAAGUUUGAUUGAAAAUCUGAUUUCUUUAGAUCCAUAUCUAUCAAUCCAAUUAAUUGAAAAAACUCCAAUUCUUAAGUUUUUACUUCAAAGAAUUAAACCUACGUCAUCAAACCGUGAUGGGAUUCCUUCUUCAUUGGCUUUUCAAAACCAACAAUACUCGAGUGAGAUCUGUGCGAUUCUUGUUCAAAGCUUUUCUCAGAACCGUCGAGCUUUGGUAAACGAAGGAGGGAUGGAUGUCUUAUUGGAAGUCUUAUCAAUCUAUCGAAAGCGAGAUCCAAAAGAUGCAGAUGAGAUUGAGUUUAUGGAAAACGUGUUUGAUACAUUAUGUAGUGUGUUACUUGAAGCUGAACACAAAGUGAAGUUCUUGGAAGGAGAAGGUGUAGAGUUAAUGGUGAUCAUGAUGAAGGAAAAGAAAUUAGCAAGGAGUCGAUCAUUGAAAGUCUUAGAUCACGCUUUGGUAGGUGAAGAGGGAGUCAAGAAUUGUGAACGGUUUGUUGAACACUUGGGAUUGAAAACCUUAUUUUCAGCAUUUAUGGGUAAAAAAAAUUCGAAUAAGAUAUCAAGGUUUGAAGAUGAUGAACAUAUUUUAGGUAUCUUGGUUUCUUUGUUUUUUAACCUUGAAUCAGAUUCAGCAUCGAGACUUAGGUUGUUGGCUAAGUUUGUGGAAGAUGGGUAUGAGAAGGUGGAUAGGUUGUUAGAGAUUAGAGAAUCGGUUGAAGUUAGACUUUCUCAAAGAAUAGAGGUACAAGAAAUGGAAUUAGAUGAAACUGAAGUUUAUCUAAGUCGACUUGAAGCUGGAUUGUUUUCAUUACAAUUGAUUGAUACGAUCAUUGGAUGGAUAUGUAUGGAAGAUGAUGGGAUUAAAGAUCAUUUGAAGAUGUUGUUGAAACGGAAUGGGAAAAGGUUGGAAGAUAUUAUAGGUGUUUUGGUUGAGUAUUUAGAGAGUAUGGGAGAUGGAAGUAAGAAGGAUGGGAUUAAGUGUUUGGUAGACUAUUUGGCGGCUCUUUAGAUGUUAUACCUUAUAUUUUCGUUUUGUGAAUUUUUUGUGAUAUAGAUGGGUUGUUUUGUUUUGUUGAGUGAGUCUUUUUGUGAAGUAUAAAUGGAUUGGAGCUUAUCAUUGCAAUCAGUUCUUGAUCAGUUU
Melampsora larici-populina 98AG31 is the source of this 1957-nucleotide messenger RNA. RefSeq lists its product as uncharacterized. Bases 284 to 1825 code for a protein of 513 amino acids. Gene Ontology annotation, cellular component: spliceosomal complex. The record is from RefSeq and is a predicted model, not a curated record. Lineage: Eukaryota; Fungi; Basidiomycota; Pucciniomycetes; Pucciniales; Melampsoraceae. The transcript is spliced from 10 exons.